ACGACUCAAAGUUUCAUGUUCAGAGCAAGCACAUGCCUAUGGCUGCCACACUGUUCAUAAACGGCAAAUUCUUUGCCGCCGAAGACAACGAAAAACUUCACGAAGCCAAAUUCCACGAGUGCAUGCUUGUUGAAAAUGGAAUAAUUGAAUACGUUGGCAGUGCUGAUGCGGACAUCAAUGCUCUGGCUUCCUCAAAGGGAGCUGAGGUGCACGAUCUUAAAGGUCACCACGUUCUUCCCGGCUUCAUAGACGGCCACGUACACGCUCUUCUGCUUGGUCAGUCUCUGCAGAGACUGAACUUGGAAAAGUGUCAAAGUUUACAAGAGAUUCGAGAUGUUAUCAGCGUUUAUGCAGCCACUCAUGCCGACGCAUCUCGCAUUCUGUGUGGCGGCUGGAUGGAGUUCCAGACUGAUGGCAAGGCCGAAGUCUCCAUGUUAGAUGACUUGGAUCCGCGACCUAUCUACAUCAUGUCGAGAGAUCUUCAUGCAUGCUGGUGCAGCACCGCAGCAAUCAAAGAGAUGGGAUUGGAGUCUGCACCCAAUCCUGUGGGAGGAACCAUACAUCGCGACAACCAAGGCAGAGCAACCGGACUCCUCAGCGAAACGGCAUGCACACUCUUAGCAUGGCCGCAUCUGGCACAAAUGGCCACGCCAGAGGAACGCGUUGAAGCAAUUCGAGGCGCAAUCAAUGCUCUUCAUGCCGUUGGCUGCACCGGCUUCGUGGAAAUGGCCAUGGACGAAAUUGGCUGGGAUGCGUUACAGACCCUCCGUGCAGAGAUGGGCGGCCAGCUUCCCCUGCACAUUGCGGCUCACUGGCUGGUCCGCCCAACCGAUUCUACAGAUGGCGAUUCGGAGGAGCUUGAUCGGGCCAUUGAAUUGAGCCGCAAGUUCAAUGCCGUCACAUCACCAGACUUUCGCAUCGUGGGUAUCAAGAUCAUGUGCGACGGAGUUGUUGACUCAUGCACUGCGGCUUUAGUCGAGCCUUACUCCACAACAGGCUUAUCAACAGCUCCCAUAUGGACAGGCGAAGCUCUUGGGGCAGUUGUCCGCAAAGCAGAUCGAGCUGGCCUGCAAUGUGCCCUGCAUGCCAUUGGAGAUGCCGCCGCUAAACUCGCCAUUGAUGCCCUGUCAGAUAAUGGCACCCCGGGUCGCCGCCAUCGCAUCGAGCAUCUCGAGCUAACCAGUCCUGGCGAUGGAGCUCGUCUUGCCGCCGCUGGCAUCACGGCCUCUAUUCAGCCUGCUCACGCGGAUCCGGUCCUUCUAAAGGCCUGGCCGGAACUCCUCGGCACAGCACGCUGCGGACGUGCAUUUGCAUACGGCGACUUCGCAGCGUCUGGAGCCAACAUUUCUAUUGGGUCAGAUUCUCCCACUGCGCCGUGGGAUGUACUUCGUAAUCUUUACACGGCGACUACUCGACGGUCUGUUCGUGACCAGAAUUAUUCUGUAGUGAUGAAUCCGGAGUUUGCUCUUUCUCUAUGCCAGGCAAUGCAAGGAGCUACACGCGGAAGUGCAUACUCUUGUUUCGCCGAAGGCUGGACGGGAAGUUUAGUAAAAGGGUUGCAGGCAAAUUUUGCGGUUACGGAGAUGGAAUGGACUCCAGAAUCGUUGCUUCAUGCUCGAGUCAAUGAAACUUGGUACAGAGGCAAGAAAGUGUAUGACGCAGCCAAAAGUGUUUGAGAGACAUGCACAAAAGGGUAAAAAUGAUUUAUCCAUAAACAAAAAUCUUCAUAGAAUUUGAAAACUGCCAGUGCUCGGGUUUGGAAUGUAGUACUAGUAUUAGAUAGGGUAAUUAAGUGACACUCAAC
This is a messenger RNA of Trichoderma asperellum CBS 433.97, 1804 nucleotides long. RefSeq lists its product as uncharacterized. The record is from RefSeq and is a predicted model, not a curated record. NCBI's taxonomy places the organism in Eukaryota, Fungi, Ascomycota, Sordariomycetes, Hypocreales, Hypocreaceae. Gene Ontology annotation, molecular function: hydrolase activity, acting on carbon-nitrogen (but not peptide) bonds.